This is a messenger RNA of Clavispora lusitaniae ATCC 42720, 2193 nucleotides long. RefSeq names its product Gyp7p (gene GYP7). Lineage: Eukaryota; Fungi; Ascomycota; Pichiomycetes; Serinales; Metschnikowiaceae. Gene Ontology annotation, biological process: activation of GTPase activity. Gene Ontology annotation, molecular function: GTPase activator activity. The record is from RefSeq and is a predicted model, not a curated record.
AUGGACAGAAGGACUUCGUUGUCUCUGUCACAGGCAGAACUUCUCUAUGUGAAGUCAAAGACAUACCUACACCCUUCGAGCUCCAAAAGGGACAAUAUCCCGGGUUACCUUUCGAUUUCUCGUCCUGGGAGCGCCUCCACAAAGAAAGAUUACUUGCUUUCGUUUUCGCCCGAGUCUGUGAUUUCCAACGAAGACACUAAACUGUACCAGGAGAUUGAUAUGGCAGAUGAUUUGAUUUCAGGCUUAGAAGCAUUGCUGGUUUCGGGCCAAAGUUCGAAAAAGACCAAAAAGGCAGUGAUAGUUAGCAAGCCUUACGCCGGUGGGUUCUCCUUUUCUGUGCCAAUUGCGUCGCUUUAUCUGAUCCAGUUUCGGAAGCCAUCGUUAGGUUGGUGGUAUGGAUCAAUUGUGGUCCACAUGAGGUCUGGCGAAAAGUUACCGGUGGUUUUUUUCCACGAUGACGAGUCUCCUCUGACAUUGAAGAGACAGAAACUUAAGAAUCAAAAGUUCGAUCCCUUUGGAGAGGAUGGCGCAAUGUACUGGGGUGGCCAGGAUUUUUUACUGGCGCUCGGAAAACUUAUCAAUGUGGAACAGUCUACGGUAGAACCUUCAGUGUACUUAGUGGACCCCACUCUGGCUGAUCUCCGUAAUUUUGCUCCACUCAAGGAUAAAUCCUCGGAAAGAAAUGUUCCGGCUACUGAGCCCUUCAAAUUGCCCGACGUAGGGAAGUUAUUGGCCACAGCCAAAUGGAAGGUUUUGGAAACUGUGGCCACAUUUGGGCUGCGUACUAAAAACCAGGUGCGGGAUAUCGUGGAUGAACACGUCCCACAGGUUGUUGUCAAGCUGAUUUUGAACAAGCCAGAAGUGCAAAAAAUUAGCAACGAUUUUGAAAGUGCCAGAGUGUAUUUGGCAAAGUGGGCAGCACAGGUUAAGGAAGAAGCAGAGCAGUCUCAACGUAAUUUCAUGCUUGAAGAUGCGGUAUAUGCCAGAAUCAACGAAGAACUCGGUCCCGAUGAUCAUCUCUUGACUCCCGAAGAAAUUAGCAAUGCUUCCCGGAGAAAACCCGUGUCGCAAGUAGAGUGGGACGGUUUCUUUGACCAUAACGGGCGCCUUAUCUUAACUGUGGAAGAGGUCAAAAGCCGUGUAUUCCAUGGUGGACUUGAACCGGAUGUGCGGAAGUCUGCGUGGCCCUUUUUACUUGGGGUUUUCGAGUGGGAUUCGUCUUUGAAAGAACGCGAGGUUGCUUUCGAAAGUUUGCAAUCAAGCUACGCCGAUUAUAAGCGACGCUGGAUUGAGGACGAUGACAAGAGGCAGACAGAAUUUUGGAAGGACCAGAAAGUGCGUAUCGAGAAGGACAUCCACCGCAACGACAGACACUUGGAUAUUUUUAAGAGCGAAAAGAAGCGUAACACAUCCACACAGGGCAGAGAAUCAUCUCCAGAAACACCAGACGAGGAGGACGAAGAGUGGGACUUAGCCAACAUCACAAACGUUCACUUGUUCCGGAUGCGCGAGAUUCUUCUUACUUUUAACGAAUACAAUGUCAAUUUGGGCUACGUCCAGGGAAUGACAGACUUGCUUUCGCCCAUCUACGUUGUUUUCCAGGAUGAGGUACUCUCGUUCUGGGCCUUUGCUGGUUUCAUGGAAAGAAUGGAGAGAAAUUUCGUAAGAGAUCAGAGUGGGAUGAAAAAGCAGAUGCUUGUGCUUAACGAGCUUGUGCAGUUUAUGCUUCCAGAUCUCUUCCGUCAUUUGGAUAAGUGUGAAUCAACUGACUUGUUUUUCUUUUUCCGCAUGCUUUUGGUGUGGUUUAAGCGUGAGUUUGACUGGGAAAACGUGAAUACACUUUGGGAGGUUUUAUGGACAGACUAUUUUUCUAGUCAGUACCACCUCUUUGUCGCGCUAGCUGUUUUAAGCGAUAACCAACGCAUUAUCAUCCAGAAUUUGCAGAGGUUCGAUGAGGUUUUGAAGUACAUGAACGAUUUGCUGGGCAAAUUGAACCUCCAUGACUUACUAGUACGAGCAGAAUUACUUUUCUUGCGGUUCAGACGCAUGAUUGACCUCAUCGAUCGGAAGAACAUGAGUAAAACAGAAGACCUCUACGAAGUGAGGGUGAACCCCGAUUUGCGGCAACUUCUUUCAAAGGAAGUUGUGGUCCAGAAGGAGGUGGAGCGGCCUGAAGGAGUUGGUGGCGGCUAG